AUGAUACAUGCUUCAACUGAUACAGGUCGGCCAUCAUCAAUGUCAGUUACGACCGUUGGUGCUACAGGAUAUUCAAGUUCUUGUGUUCCUAAAUCAUCAACAUCGUCAUCUGCUAGUGAUUUUAUGGAACAAGAUUAUUAUCAAAUUCUGGGUGUACAUCGAAAAGCAUCAGAUAGUGAUAUAAUAUCGGCUUAUCAGCAACUUGCUCCUGAAUUUCAUCCGAGUCGAAAUCCAACUGAUUUUAAUGCUCUUAGUAUAUUUAAUGAUCUUGGAGAAGCGUAUGAUGUAUUAAUUGAUAGUAACAAACGCGGUAUUUAUGAUAGAUAUGGUAUUCAAGGUUUAAAAAAUGGUGUACCAAUAGGACCAAACAAUGAAUUGACUGAACAUUAUGUAUUUCAUGGUGAUGGUCAUAAAGUUUUUCAAGAUUUUUUUCGUGAUAAUAAUCCAUAUGAGAAUUUUUAUGCAAGUGCAUAUGCACGUGCUGCUGAACCAGCUGCUCGUGGUCUAAAAAGAAAACAUGAUGCACCAUUAUAUCAUGAUCUUGAAGUUUCACUUGAAAAUUGUUAUCACGGUGGAACGCUUGAUGUUACACUUACACGACGAGUAAUGCUUGUUGAUGGUACAUCAACUACUCCUCAAAAAGUUGUUCCAAUAACCAUUGAGCGUGGCUGUCUACCAGGUACACAAAUAUUGCUUGAAGGUGAAGGUGAUCAAUAUUCAAAUGGUACGUCAUCUGAUCUUAUAAUGGUUAUAAGAGAUCAACGGCAUCCACAUUUUCGUCGUGAAAAUAUUGAUCUUAUUUAUAAAGCUACAAUAAGUUUAGCAGAAGCAUUAACAGGUACAAGAUUAUAUAUUCAACAGCUUGAUGGAAGACAAGUUGAAGUUUCUAUUAAUGAAAUUGUUACACCGGGAUUUAAACAACGUGUAUCAAAUGAAGGUAUGCCAUCAACAUCAAAUCCCGGUACAUAUGGCGAUUUAAUUAUCGAACUUGAAGUUCAAUAUCCAAAUCAAUUAAGUCUAGAAAAAAAAAAUGAUAAAAUAAAUUCUAAUGAUUUAUUAACUAAAUCUAAUAAAUCAUUUAAUUAUGUUAAUCGACCACUUCCUAAUAGCAUUCGAUAUGGAAGAAAAGCACGUUGA
Molecule: messenger RNA, 1137 nt
Organism: Rotaria sp. Silwood1
Lineage: Eukaryota; Metazoa; Rotifera; Eurotatoria; Philodinida; Philodinidae
Source: the annotation of a GenBank genome assembly